This is a messenger RNA of Halichondria panicea, 9086 nucleotides long. RefSeq lists its product as uncharacterized. The record is from RefSeq and is a predicted model, not a curated record. NCBI's taxonomy places the organism in Eukaryota, Metazoa, Porifera, Demospongiae, Suberitida, Halichondriidae. The transcript has 3 exons. Bases 129 to 8825 code for a protein of 2898 amino acids.
CUUAUUUAGCAGUACGUACGUACGUGUAAACAGCAAGUAUAUAUUAUAAAGCUCUUACAGCACUGAGCGAGAUUGAGUUUUCCCCGACUAUACUACAAGCAAAACGUAUCUGGAACAUCCUUUGAGCCAUGUCUAAAGACAAAAAUUCGGUCGAUAACAAUGCAAAUGUCGACUCUAAGGAGGAACUUUGCAAGGCCAAUCAAAAACUGUUACCACACACGUUUGAAGAAAAAUCUGACAAUGAAAAAAUGUGCAAAUGUGAUUUUGAAGACACAAACCAAGGUGACCCUAAGGGGGAACUUUGCAAGGCCAAUCAAAAACUUUUACAACAUACAUUUGAAGAAAAAUCUGACGAUGAAAAAAUGUGGACAUGUGUUUUUGAAGACACAAACCAAGGUGACUCAAGUUCAUUGUUUUAUUGUAUGGUGCUAACUGAGAGAGCUUCAAAUACUAUCGAGUCAACAAACCCAUCAUAUACGAUUGAAAUCAAUUACGAAAUCAAAAAAGAGCCAAUAAAAGAAAGCAAAAACCUUUUGGUGUAUGAUAUCAAGAAAUCAACAAUUGAUUUGUUCUUCCAAAAGUUACGCAGUACAGAAACCAAAAAUGUCAUUAACGUAUCAACUGGGUUAGUUUCGUUCUCACUAAAUUUAGAUUUGAUCCUAAAGGAGAAAAAAAGCACAGAAAAUUCCCACUAUCAAAGUUUACCAUACACAAUUCAAACUAGUUCAACUUCAAAAGAUGGGAUCAAAAAGUAUCCAAAAAGUGAUGUUGACAAAAUGUUUAAGCAAAAAAAAGAUUUAUUCGCUGGUGGAACCAUAGACAUUACUCUAUCUAUGGUGGAACAACUAAACUUUCAGUACUCUAUCUAUGGUGGAACAACCAAGAACUCUAAACUUUCACCUACUAUUUUCUUAUCUGAUAGCACACCUGGAAAUUUUCCAACUGCCCCAAAAACUGAUGUCGUCCAUCAACAACCUCCAACUACCCCACAAAGUAACCCAGACGAUGUGUUCAAGCAGCAGCCUCUAACUACCCCACAAACUAACCUAAACGAUGUUGAUAAACAGCAACCUCCAACUGCCCAGAAAUCUCUUCCAGAUGUUGUCAAGCAGCAGCAGCUUCCAACUGCCCUACAAGAGGACGUUGUCAGGCAGCAGCAACCUCCAACUGCCCAGAAAUCUCUUCCAGAUGUCGUCAAGCAGCAGCAGCUUCCAACUGCCCUACAAGAGGACGUUGUCAGGCAGCAGCAACCUCCAACUGCCCAGAAAUCUCUUCCAGAUGUCGUCAAGCAGCAGCAGCUUCCAACUGCCCUACAAGAGGACGUUGUCAGGCAGCAGCAACCUCCAACUGCCCAGAAAUCUCUUCCAGAUGUCGUCAAGCAGCAGCAGCUUCCAACUGCCCUACAAGAGAACGUUGUCAGGCAGCAGCAUCCAACUGGCCCACAAACUAACCCAGAGCAUGUUGUUAAGCAGCAACCUCUAACUACCCCACAAACUAACUCAGGGGAGUUCGUUAAGCAGCAGCCCCCACAAACUAACUCAGGGGAGUUCGUUAAGCAGCAGCCCCCACAAACUAACUCAGGGGAGUUCGUCAAGCAGCAGCCUCCAACUACCCCGCAAACUAACUCAGAGGAGUUUGUUAAGCAGCAGCCAUCACAAACUAACCCAGAGGAGGUCGCAAAGCAGCAGCCUCCAACUACCCCACAAACUAACUCAGAGGAGUUCGUCAAGCAGCAACCUCCAACUACCCCACAAACUAACACAGAGAAGGUAGUCCAGCAGCAGCCCCCACAAACUAACACAGAGGAGGUCGUCCAGCAGCAGCCCCCACAAACUACCCCAGAUGAGGUCGCCAAGCAGCAGCCCCCACAAACUACCUCAGAGGAGGUCGUCCAGCAGCAACCCCCACAAACUAACACAGAGGAGUUCGUCGAGCAGCAGCCCCCACAAACUAACACAGAGGAGGUCGCCAAGCAGGAGCCCCCACAAACUACCUCAGAGGAGGUCGUCAAGCAGCAACCCCCACAAACUAACACAGAGGAGUUCGUCAAGCAGCAACCCCCACACACUAACACAGAGGAGGUCGUCGAGCAGCAACCCCCACAAACUAACACAGAGGAGGUCGUCGAGCAGCAACCCCCAAAAACUAACACAGAGGAGGUCGUCGAGCAGCAACCCCCACAAACUAACACAGAGGAGGUCGUCAAGCAGCAGCCCCCACAAACUAAUUACCCGGAGGAAGUCGUCGAGCAGCAACCCCCACAAACUAAUUACCCGGAGGAGGUCGUCAAGCAGCAACCCCCACAAACUAAUUACCCGGAGGAGGUCGUCAAGCAGCAGCCCCCACAAACUAAUUACCCGGAGGAGGUCAUCGAGCAGCAGCCCCCACAAACUAAUUACCCAGAGGUCAUCGAGCAGCAGCCCCGACAAACUAAUUACCCGAAGGAGGUCAACGAGCAGCAAUCCCCACAAACUAACACAGAGGAGGUCGUCAAGCAGCAGCCCCCACAAACUAACACAGAGGUGGUCAUUGAGCAGCAACCCCCACAAACUAACACAGAGGAGGUCGUCAAGCAGCAGCCCCCACAAACUGAGGUCGUCGAGCAGCAACCCCCACAAACUAACACAGAGGAGGUCGUCGAGCAGCAGCCCCCACAAACUAACACAGAGGAGUUCGUCAAGCAGCAGCCUCCACAAACUAACACAGAGGAGGUCGUCAAGCAGCAACCCCCACAAACUAACACAGAGGAGUUCGUCAAGCAGCAGCCUCCACAAACUAACACAGAGGAGGUCGUCAAGCAGCAACCCCCACAAACUAACCCAGAGGAGGUCGUCGAGCAGCAGCCCCCACAAACUAACACAGAGGAGUUCGUCAAGCAGCAGCCUCCACAAACUGACACAGAGGAGAUCGUCAAGCAGCAACCCCCACAAACUAACCCAGAGGAGGUCGUCGAGCAGCAACCCCCACAAAUUAACCCAGAGGAGUUUGUCAAGCAGCAGCCUCCACAAACUAACACAGAGGAGGUCGUCGAGCAGCAGCCUCCACAAACUAACACAGAGGAGGUCGUCGAGCAGCAGCCCCCACAAACUAACACGGAGGAGAUCGUCAAGCAGCAGCCCCCACAAACUAACACAGAGGAGUUUGCCAAGCAGCAACCCCCACAAUCUAACACAGAGGAGAUCGUCAAGCAGCAGCUCCCACAAACUAACUCAGAGGAGGUCGUCAAGCAGCAGCCUCCAACUACCACACAAACUAGCACAGAGGAGGUCAUCAAGCAGCAACCCCCACAAACUAACUCAGAGGAGUUCGUCAUGCAGCAGCCUCCACAAACUAACACAGAGGAGGUCGUCGAGCAGCAACCCCCACAAACUAACGCAGAGGAGUUCGUCAAGCAGCAGCCCCCACAAACUAACACGGAGGAGGUCGUCAAGCAGCAGCCCCCACAAACUAACUCAGAGGAGGUCGUCAAGCAGCAGCCUCCAACUACCCCACAAACUAACACAGAGGAGUUCGUUAAGCAGCAGCCCUCACAAACUAACCCAGAGGAAGUCGCAAAGCAGCAGCCUCCAACUACCCCACAAACUAACUCAGAGGAGGUCGUCAAGCAGCAACCCCCACAAACUAACUCAGAGGAGGUCGUCGAGCAGCAACCCCCACAAACUAACACAGAAGAGUUUGUCAAACAGCAACUCCCACAAACUAACACAGAGGAAGUCGUCAAGCAGCAACCCCCACAAACUAACUCAGAGGAGGUUGUCGAGCAGCAACCCCCACAAACUAACUCAGAGGAGGUUGUCGAGCAGCAUCCCCCACAAACUAACUCAGAGGAGUUCGUCAAGCAGCAACCUCCACUAACUAACUCAGAGGAGUUCGUCGAGCAGCAGCCCCCACAAACUAACCCAGAGGAGGUCGCCAAGCAGCAGCCCCCACAAACUAACACAGAGGAGGUCGCCAAGCAGCAGCCUCUAACUACCCCACAAACUAACACGAAGGAGGUUGUCAAGCAGCAGCCUCCACAAACUAACACAGAGGAGGUCGUCAAGCAGCAACCCCCACAAACUAACACAGAGGAGGUCGUCAAGCAGCAACUCCCACAAACUAACACAGAGGAGUUCGUCAAGCAGCAGCUUCCAACUACCCCACAAACUAACCCAGAGGAGUUCGUCAAGCAGCAACCCCCACAAACUAACACAGAGGAGUUCGUCAAGCAGCAGCCUCCAACUACCCCACAAACUAACACAGAGGAGUUCGUUAAGCAGCAGCCCUCACAAACUAACACAGAGGAGGUCGCCAAGCAGCAGCCUCCAACUACCCCACAAACUAACCCAGAGGAGGUCGCCAAGCAGCAGCCUCCAACUGCCCAACAAACUAACCCAGAGGAUGUCGUCAAGCAGAGGCCUCCAACUACCCCACAAACUAACCCAGAGGAGGUCGCCAAGCAGCAGCCUCCAACUGCCCAACAAACUAACCCAGAGGAUGUCGUCAAGCAGAGGCCUCCAACUUCACAAAACGUAUUGAUGAAUAUUCUGAGCAGUACAUUUUCGAAGUCACAGGGACACACUUUUGUUUAUGAAUACUGGUUUAUCAGAAUAGCAACAAUGACAGUCAACUCUCUAAAAGAACUUUUGCACAGGAAUACACUGAGUAGCACAUUGUCAAAGCCCCAGGAACACACUGAGUCUCUCAUUCACAAUGAAGUUGAUCCCCAAACAGCAGUGAUGCUUUGUCUCCAGGAAAAUGUUCUGGCCUCCCCACAAUCCAUCUUGAACAAUCUUCCUGCUAUUUGUUAUCCAGUUGUCCCUAACCCUUCCAUGUCAAGAAGGAUAACAUAUUUAGUUGUCUGCAAAUCUCUUAGUUGCUCUGUGAUUGUCGCACUCAUCAAUGUCAAGGUACCAAACAGCUGUACUGUUGGUCGAAAAAAGAAUCGAGUGCGUAUAAAACGACAAAAGUCCAGUUCCACUUUGGGAAGCACACCUGUCAGUGGUAGUGACUCUGGGGGGCGGGACGAUGAAGAGGAUGAGGAACAGGGAAAGAAGAAUCCUCUUCCUCCCCCUUCUGGAAUUGAAAGUGUUUUGCAGCCCAUUUUGAUUCGUAUCAUCGAUUUCAUCUGCUCCUCUUGGAAAGAAGAUUGGAAUAUGGAUUUCAGAGUUCGUCUUCGAAUCCUUUGGAGAGUCACACUGAUGUCUCAUUGGACUUUGUAUACGUAUCUACGCUUUUUAAAACAGCACUCUCAGUCAGCUCAAGCACCAAGUAUCGAAAGAGAAAAAUUUCCCCCAAGCAAGCCACAACAUGGACAGCCAUCUUCUCACACUUUGUACAGGCAAAAGUCAACGCUGUCGGUUUCUGUACGAAAACAAAUUUCUGGACCACGUACAAAGAAGGGCAUAUGUUUCAAAGCACCCAAGAACUUACAGAAUGAGCACAACACGCCACCUACCUGUAAGAAAAAUGUUGGUGCAAUGGUGACUGGUGCUUCACCGACUGCAUUUAAAGGGCGUAAAACAUUAGAGAGUGAGCCUAAAUUACCCUACAACCCACAUGAGGACACACUCUCGGAUGCACAGCUGGCCAAGUGCUUGGAGAUGGUGAUUGGCUACGACCUGCAUACGAGGUUCAGUGAAUGUCAUCUGGCAUUCCGACUCAGCCUUCCCAGCUGUUUUUUCAGAAUGGCGAUGACUGUCAACUAUAAUCUAUUAUUGAGGAAUAAGUUGAACAGCAUAUUGUCAAAGCUGCAGGAACACACUGAGUCUCUCAUUCACGAUCCCCAACCAAACAGCUGUCCUGUUAGCCAAAAAAGGAACCGGGUAUGCGCUAAAAGACAAAAGUCUAGUUCUAGCUCUUCAAAUUUGCACACUGCUUAUUCGACUACUUUAAGUUCCACUUUGGGAAGCACACCUGUCAGUGGUAGUGACUCUGGGGGGCGGGACGAUGAAGAGGAUGAGGAACAGGGAAAGAAGAAUCCUUUUCCUCCCCUUCCUGGAAUUGAAAGCGUUGUACUGUUCAUUUUGAUUUGUAUCAUCGAUUUCAUUCGCUUCGUGGUUUGCUUGUGGAGAGGCAGGAAUAUGGAUUUCAGAGUCCAUCUUGGAAUCUUCAAAAUGCUUUGGAGAGCCAUGCUGAUAUCUCCUUGCCUUUCGCAUCAUUCAACUCCUACGAUAGCUGCUGAAACUGAACCUCCGGAUUUACCUCAAGUGAAUCCAAAUACACCUUUCUUUGAGCACAGUGAUGACCCCCCAUACACUUUGGAGCCCUCACAAAAUUCUGAUGAGGACCUAUCUGGAUCAGCACCUAACCCAAUUUUGAUUGAAACUGACCCAUUGUCAUCACAAAUUCCUUUGCGCUCUAGUGCAGAACAGAGCGAGCUGGAUGAUUGUGGCCCAGAUUUUAUGAAUGCACACACGAAGGUUGCCGAUAAACCAAGCACUACUGUACGAGAUUUUAGCAAUAACAUUCCCAAACCAUUAGUACAAGCAAAUACACAUCCUCCUGAUCCAGCGUUACCAUCUAACAGUCAUCGAGAAAAGCCAACGUUUAUAUUGCCUCUGCUGCUCUUACUAGUAACUAGUGUAGGCUUCCUGUACUGCUCUGACAUUACCCACACAGGAAUUGGUGAAAAUAAAGCAAACCAAACCUUUGGUGCAAUACGGCUCGUUGGGAACAACUGGAACAUGUCCUCAAUUACAUCUGUUAACUACUUAAACUGGAACUUAACACAAGUGUACACCAAGUGUACCCCCGUCCAAACAACCACUCACCCAGACAGACUCCUCCUCUUUAAGUGCUCUCGUAAAAAGACUUGCUCUCAUAUUAAUCGUCUCAAACUGAGAAAUGGAUGUUACCACAGUAACGCCACUCAUGGUUACAGAGCGUGUUGUAACAAUUUUGUUGAAAUUGGAAUCACGCGUGAAGAAGUGAUAAAAACAUUUUUUGGUAGAAAAUUGCAGUUAACUAAACUUGACUUCCCAGUAGCAGUAGUAUGGAUGAACGAUAAGCUACUCGAAUUAUCACCUGCUUUUGUGUGCAAACUUCGGCCCAUGGUGGUUCCUCCGAUUUUGUAUAGUGACCUCGUUAUUGACGAAAGCAUGAGAUUGGAAGACCAUUACCACAUCUCAACACCUAAUAGCAGUGAUUUUUUAGCAAUAGAAUUGAGGGAAGAUUGGACGUAUACAAGUCAGAGUGAAUACCAACUGUCAUAUUCCAGAGAUGGUAUGUCAGACAGCGCUAAAAAAAGAGUUACAGACUCGCUCUCACACCCACGUUUGUCGAGGAAAAAACGAAAGAAGAGAGUCAGCCAAUCAACAAAUGAGUCGGUUAUGGAAAAUGAAGUUGACCAUAGAACAAAGGGAAGUACUCGAUUUGUCAAUAAAACUUUGCUUAGUUUGUUGAUUCUUUUCACCCAAUUUGUUCCAACCUCUUCGGCAAACAUUGGAUCUUCAAUUGAGACCUGUAGUUCGCUGUUUGUCGUGAUACUGAUAGCUUUAGUUGCUGCGAUGUUAGUAGCUGUCAUAUUUGUUGUGUUGAGAUUCAAAUACUUUCUUAGAUCCUCGCCUGACAAUUAUCCAGCUACUGCUAUUUCCAUUACCUCACAAAAAAACGAAGCCGAACCACAACAGAAGGUCAAAGUAGAUUUUACUGAUUGUGAAGCUGCGCCGUUAGAUGAAAGUAUCGAAAUUUUCUCUGACUCGUCUACCGGAAUUGAUUCACUCACACAUCAAACAAGUAUUGUGUCACCUCCUGAUAUUUCGUAUGAUCCUGCAGACUUUGGCCCAACUCUUGAACCCACUAGCAAAACUAAAUUUGACUUGCACAAACGUCCAAAUAUGACCGUCAAUCAGGAUUCCGCAUUGAGUAUUCCAUUUUCUGAAACUGAAGACGCCAGUAACACCACAAUGGAGAAUGAACCAAUCUCUAUGACUACCAGUAGUCACACUCUCAAUAGCACAGCAAGUGAUUUUAACCGUUUCAGUAGCUUUGAUCCACCUUUUGGAGAUAGAAGAGUAGCAUCUGGAGUUUGUGUAGGCGGGAAUACCAAUCCAACUACUGUCGGAACUCCUCACACAAAGCAGGAACAAAGAUUUAAUAUUGACGAUGUUGCCUCAGCUCCUGGUAACAAAGACUCAACGUUACAGUGUAAUCCCUUACAGUUUGUUUCUGGAAUUGGAUUGGUGGAGGUAAACUCUACACAAUCCACUAAUGGACAACCGAAACAGCAAACACCUGCAUCUUUUGAUACACCUCAACUGAUUGUACAAUCGCCUAGGAGUUGUUUACUGGAGAUUUGUUCACAGGUUGUAAUGCCACCAGUAAUUCAUCCACUUCCACUGCCAACGAAUAACCUAGCUGAUGAUCAACCUCGCUCUCAAAACAUUCCUGGUGGAGAUGCUCAGUCGAGCUGUAUCUCAGUACAGCAUACCACUGAUAGUCCCUCGGUUUCGAUAGUACCUCCGCCGUGUGUUAUUAUAGGGAAUGCUACUGGAGGUGCAAGUUUAAGUAUGCAUUGUGCGCUGUUGGUUUGUGAAGAAACCAAUAGUUCUGGACAACUAAUAGUUGCUGUAGGUAGCAGUGAAAUUGAGCUAUGCAAUCCACAAAACUCAGACACUAUCGUUGCAGUCAGCCAUCACCUAGGCCUUAGGGGCAAUUCCUCUAACUGCUUCAACACUCUCACGGGAGAGCACCAGCAGAUGGGAGAGCUGGAGCUUGUCCCUGAAAUAGAGGACCCACCGCCAGAAAAUUCAAAUGUUAUUAUUGCUGAGUACAAUGAUAACACAUUGUUUCACGGUCUUCGCCCGAGAUACUCUCAAGCGUACAGAGACCACACUCCACAUUAACUGUACAACUAACAUUGUACGUACUGCAAAGCACCAGCUGGUAGGACAUGCAACAUAAUUAGUAAAUUUUCUACCCUUUUAAUUUGUACAUUUGUAUAUUUUGUAACCCAAGCGCCAAAGGAUUUGUAUCAUUUCUAGUUAUUAUUAUUAUCGCGCAUAUCCAAAAUUAAUGUUUCUACCCAAUAUUAUUUUUGUCAGCAAACUCAUUAAAAUGUGGUGCAAGAAUAAUAAUUAUUUCUGUCAUCGCUAUAUUUUACAUUA